Messenger RNA from Neocloeon triangulifer, 2642 nucleotides. RefSeq names its product acetylcholinesterase-like. Gene Ontology annotation, biological process: choline metabolic process; acetylcholine catabolic process. The transcript has 6 exons. The record is from RefSeq and is a predicted model, not a curated record. Gene Ontology annotation, molecular function: acetylcholinesterase activity. The coding region runs from base 261 to 2132 and encodes 623 amino acids. Gene Ontology annotation, cellular component: plasma membrane. Lineage: Eukaryota; Metazoa; Arthropoda; Insecta; Ephemeroptera; Baetidae.
AGGCAAGCAGCAGCCGACUCGCACCGACCGUCCGCCUCACUCUUCAACCGAGUGGCGUUCGCCUCACUGCAGCACCCAGUCACCAAUCUACACUCAUAAUUGCAGCACAUCCUCUGCACUCCGCCGGACCCAGCAGCAGUGAUUCAUCUUUCGGUGCAGAGUUAAGUAACAUGAUGAGACUCGCGUGACUGCGGCUCUUCUACCCGCCCCACCCCCAAUAGGACACAUGCACCCUCAGUAAGAAAUCCCUGGCAACGCAGAUGGCUGGCGGGGCGAAGGUUGAGCGGCGGAUGGGUUAUGCAGCCGUGUGGCUGGCGCUGUGGCCGCUGCUGGCGUCGGGCGCGUUGCCGCACUUCGAGGGUGACCCGCUCGUCGUAUCGACGACCAAGGGCAAGGUGCGCGGCAUCACGCUGCACUCGAGCUCGGGCAAGACCGUGGAUGCGUGGCUGGGCAUCCCGUACGCACAGAAGCCGAUCGGCAAUCUGCGCUUCCGCCACCCCAGGCCCAUCGAGCGGUGGGACCGCGACGGCUACGUCCUCACCACUGACAAGAUGCCCAAUAGCUGCGUCCAGAUCGUGGACACGGUGUUCGGCGACUUCGCCGGCUCGGCCGUGUGGAAUCCGAACACACAACUCAGUGAGGACUGUUUGUACGUGAACGUGGUGGUGCCGCGACCGCGUCCCAAGAACGCCGCCGUCAUGGUGUGGGUCUACGGCGGCGGCUUCUACUCGGGCACUUCCACCCUGGACGUGUACGACCACAAGAACCUGGUGGCCGAGGAGAACGUCAUCCUGGUGAGCAUGCAGUACCGCGUCGCCUCGCUCGGCUUCAUCUUCUUUGACUGUGCAGACGUGCCCGGCAAUGCCGGCCUCUUCGACCAGCUGAUGGCGCUGCAGUGGGUCAAGGACAACAUUAAGAAUUUUGGAGGCAACCCAGACAACAUCACGUUGUUUGGCGAGUCGGCCGGCGCCGUUUCGGUCAGUCUGCACUUGCUCAGUCCGCUGAGCAGGCACCUCUUCAACCAGGCCAUCAUGCAGAGUGGGUCGCCGACGGCGCCCUGGGCCAUCAUCAGCCGCGAGGAGAGUGUCCUGCGCGGGCUCAGACUGGCCGAGGCAGUCGGGUGUCCGCACUCGAAGAGCAACUUGCAGGCCACGGUCGAGUGCCUGCGCACGGUCAACGCCACUGACCUGGUCAACAACGAGUGGGGCACGAUGGGCAUCUGCGAGUUCCCGUUCGUGCCCAUCAUCGACGGCGCCUUCCUCGACGAGAAGCCCGCGCGCUCCUUGGCUAACAAGAAUUUCAAGAAGACCAACAUCCUCAUGGGCAGCAACACCGAGGAGGGCUACUACUUCAUCAUUUACUACCUGACCGAGCUCUUCCGUAAGGAGGAGAGCGUCUACGUCAACAGGGACGAGUUCCUCAAGGCGGUGCAGGAGUUGAAUCCGUACGUGAACAACAUUGCUCGGCAGGCAAUCGUGUUCGAGUACACGGACUGGCUGAACCCUGACGACCCGGUCAGGAACCGCGACGCGCUCGACAAGAUGGUCGGUGACUACCACUUCACGUGCAACGUCAACGAACUGGCGCACCGCUACGCAGAGACCGGCAACAACGUGUACAUGUACUAUUUCCAGUACCGGUCGCUCGGCAACCCGUGGCCCAGCUGGACGGGCGUGAUGCACGGUGACGAGAUUAGCUACGUUUUCGGCGAGCCGCUCAAUCCGGCCAAGAAGUUCCAGCCGCAGGAGAUCGAGCUCAGCCGACGCGUGAUGAGAUACUGGGCCAACUUUGCCAAAACAGGGAAUCCGUCAUUAUCUGAAGACGGCACAUGGACCACCACGUACUGGCCCUUGCACACGACCCACGGCAGGGAGUACCUCACGCUCGACGUGAACUCGACCGCCACAGGCCGAGGGCCGCGCCUCAAACAGUGUGCCUUCUGGAAAAAGUAUUUGCCGCAGCUCAUUAGUGUCACAUCCAAUUUGCCUGAAGUGGAUGAUGCAGACUGCACGCCUGGCGUCAAGAAGAAAUGCUGCAACGCUGCCUCACCGACCAAUAUUAACAAUAAUAAUGUAAUAUUUGGUGUCCUGCUAGUAAUGAUAAUCCUACGGAUUCAGAGUGCGCCUGUGUAAAACUGCUUUUUCCCGAACAUACGGACACAUAAAUUUUAGAGGCCAGUUUCGGCUGCGAACAAAAAAUUACGUGUAGCGCAAGAGAUGAGGCGUCGUCCACCGCACACAAAGAGACAAAACUACACCAACUCAUCUGGAGGAGUCGUUUAAUUGAGAUGGAAAAAUUACCUAUUUAGUGAAACACUCUCAUGAAGAAAACAAAUAUAUUUAAUUGUGACACAGAAACCGUGGACAGAUAAAAAAAAUGUGUAAUCAAAGAUAUUAUAUUUAACAAAGUCUAUUGAGAAAUGAGAGAGAGGAUGACAAUUUAUAUUUGAAACUGCUGCCGCUGGAGGAACCCCCGGUGGAGCACGAAGAUGGAUCAAAAGUGGCGCAUUACCAGUGUUAGAUGUGCUUUUUAUAUUGGAUUCGCCCCCUACCCCAGCGAAAAGGACGGUAUCUGAAGAAGGGAAGAAAAAGUUAUUUUGACGGCUGUAAUGAAGACUGACGUUAAGUGCAGCGCAUCAGUUG